AUGGCUGCUGCCGCAGCAGCUUCUCACCUGAACCUGGAUGCCCUUCGGGAAGUGCUGGAAUGCCCUAUCUGCAUGGAGUCCUUCACAGAGGAGCAGCUUCGACCCAAACUUCUGCACUGCGGCCAUACCAUCUGCAGACAGUGCCUAGAGAAGCUGCUGGCCAGCAGCAUCAAUGGUGUCCGCUGUCCGUUUUGCAGCAAGAUCACCCGUAUAACCAGCCUGUCUCAGUUGACAGACAACCUGACUGUACUGAAGAUCAUUGACACGGCCGGGCUCAGUGAGGCUGUGGGGCUGCUCAUGUGCCGGUCCUGCGGGCGAAGGCUGCCGCGGCAGUUCUGCCAGACCUGUAGUGUGGUGUUAUGUGAGCCUUGCCGGGAGGCUGACCACCAGCCUCCUGGCCACUGCACACUCCCUGUGAAAGAGGCAGCUGAGGAGCGGCGGCGAGACUUUGGAGAGAAAUUGGCCCGUCUGCGAGAGCUUAUGGGUGAGCUGCAGCGACGGAAGGUCGCCUUGGAAGGAGUGUCCAAGGACCUUCAGGCAAGGUAUAAAGCCGUCCUCCAGGAAUACGGGCAUGAGGAGCGCAGAGUCCAAGAGGAGCUGGCUCGUUCUCGCAAGUUUUUCACUGGCUCUCUGGCUGAGGUUGAGAAAUCCAAUAGUCAAGUGGUAGAGGAACAGAGUUACCUGCUCAACAUUGCGGAAGUGCAGGCUGUAUCUCGCUGCGACUACUUUCUGGCCAAGAUUAAGCAGGCUGAUGUAGCACUACUGGAGGAAACAGCUGACGAGGAGGAGCCGGAGCUCACUGCCAACCUACCCCGGGAGCUCACCCUGCAGGAUGUUGAGCUCCUUAAGGUAGGCCAUGUUGGCCCACUUCAAAUUGGGCAAGCUGUGAAGAAGCCCCGGACAGUCAACAUGGAAGAUUCCUGGGCCAUGGAGGAGGCGGCAGCCUCUGCUGCCUCCACCUCUGUUACGUUUAGAGAGAUGGACUUGAGCCCUGAGGAAAUGGUUGCCAGUCCGAAGUCCUCACCCGCUAAGCAAAGGGGUCCUGAGACUGCUGCUAAUAUUCAACAGUGUCUCUUUCUAAAGAAGAUGGGGGCUAAGGGCAGCACUCCAGGCAUGUUCAACCUUCCAGUCAGUCUCUGUGUGACCAGUCAAGGAGAAGUGCUGGUUGCUGACCGAGGUAACUACCGUAUACAGGUGUUUACUCGCAAGGGCUUCCUGAAGGAGAUCCGCCGCAGCCCCAGUGGCAUUGAUAGCUUUGUGCUGAGCUUCCUUGGGGCUGAUUUGCCCAAUCUCACUCCUCUCUCAGUGGCCAUGAACUGCCAUGGACUGAUUGGUGUGACCGACAGCUAUGACAAUUCCCUCAAGGUGUACACCUUGGAUGGCCACUGCGUGGCCUGUCACCGGAGCCAGCUGAGCAAACCCUGGGGCAUUACAGCCCUGCCUUCAGGCCAGUUUGUGGUAACUGAUGUGGAAGGUGGAAAGCUCUGGUGUUUCACUGUGGACCGAGGCGCAGGGGUGGUCAAAUACAGCUGCCUCUGCAGUGCUGUGCGGCCCAAGUUUGUCACGUGCGAUGCAGAGGGCACUGUCUACUUCACCCAGGGGUUGGGUCUCAACCUCGAGAACCGGCAGAAUGAGCACCACCUGGAGGGUGGUUUUUCCAUUGGUUCGGUGGGCCCGGAUGGGCAGCUGGGUCGACAGAUUAGCCACUUCUUCUCAGAGAAUGAGGAUUUCCGCUGUAUUGCUGGCAUGUGUGUGGAUGCCCGUGGUGAUCUCAUUGUGGCUGAUAGUAGUCGCAAGGAAAUCCUUCACUUCCCUAAGGGUGGAGGCUAUAGCGUCCUUAUUCGAGAAGGGCUCACCUGCCCAGUGGGCAUUGCUCUCACUCCUAAGGGGCAGUUGCUAGUUUUGGACUGUUGGGAUCAUUGCAUCAAAAUCUAUACUUACCACCUGAGGAGAUACUCCACCCCUUAG
This is a messenger RNA of Elephantulus edwardii (Cape elephant shrew), 1968 nucleotides long. It is a transcript of the gene TRIM32, whose product is annotated as tripartite motif containing 32. Gene Ontology annotation, molecular function: protein binding; zinc ion binding. Bases 1 to 1968 code for a protein of 655 amino acids. The transcript has a single exon. Lineage: Eukaryota; Metazoa; Chordata; Mammalia; Macroscelidea; Macroscelididae. The record is from RefSeq and is a predicted model, not a curated record.